GCAGAGCAGAAGAGGCACACGGGCCAACCACCCACCCCAACGCCCCCAACGACCUCACGCUCUUCGCCCUCUCCCCCUGUGCUGUGCUGCUCCCCCUCCUCUCCCGUCGGCGCGGACGCUGCUGCGAGCUGGAUCUCGCGGCGCGGGGGAUGGCGCCGUCGUCGUCCUCGUCCUCGGCGAGCUCCCACGCGGGCCUCGCCAUCGCUGCCACCGCCAUGGCGCUCUCCGGCACGCUCGUCCUCUUCUCCCUCUGCCGCGCCAAGCAGCCGCAGCUGGUCCCUUCCUCCGCCGACGCCGACGCCGACGCCGACGCCGACGCCGACGCCGCCGGCGCUCCGCCUCCUCGCCUCCGGCCGUGCCUCUCCUCGUCCGAGAAGCGGAAGAAGCGGGACAAGGCGCGGCGCGUGGGCAAGAAGCGGGUGCGCUUCGCGGACGACGUCGUCGGCACUAAUGGCGCCGUCCCCCGCGCGCCGCGGGAGGCCGAGCCGUCGUGCGCCGCGGCGGCCAUGCCGGCGAACCGGGAGGCGCUGUACCGCGGCAUGCUCCGCGGCCGCUCCAUACUCAGGGUCGCCUGCUCCUACUAGCGCGCCGCCGCCGCCACCUGCACCCCAACCAACCAAGCCUAGUUAACCGCUCCAUUAAUCUAGCUUCUCCUGUGUGUGUUGCCGGCGGAAGGCCGGCCGGCGCUAGCUUCUAAUUGCCCCCGAUUGAUCGCUCCCUCGCCAUUGUUGGGAAGUUUUGUAAUUAGUGGCCGUCCCCUACGCCGCGAGGGAGCUAAUGAUCCGCGUGUGUGUUGGUGCUGUUGUACUCGCUGCUUCCUUGUACAUUACUGUGUACUACUCUGCAUUCCGAGUGACCAGUGAACGAUUCUUCGCUGCUCCAUGCUCAAA
This is a messenger RNA of Panicum virgatum (switchgrass), 890 nucleotides long. RefSeq lists its product as uncharacterized. Lineage: Eukaryota; Viridiplantae; Streptophyta; Magnoliopsida; Poales; Poaceae. Bases 150 to 584 code for a protein of 144 amino acids. The transcript has 2 exons. The record is from RefSeq and is a predicted model, not a curated record.